Messenger RNA from Magnusiomyces paraingens, 342 nucleotides. RefSeq lists its product as uncharacterized. Gene Ontology annotation, molecular function: RNA binding. Lineage: Eukaryota; Fungi; Ascomycota; Dipodascomycetes; Dipodascales; Dipodascaceae. Gene Ontology annotation, biological process: RNA splicing; spliceosomal snRNP assembly. The transcript is spliced from 2 exons. Bases 1 to 342 code for a protein of 113 amino acids. The record is from RefSeq and is a predicted model, not a curated record. Gene Ontology annotation, cellular component: U1 snRNP; U4/U6 x U5 tri-snRNP complex; U5 snRNP.
AUGGCAGAUCUCGCUCGAUUACCCCGGUCAGAACUGACACCACAAGACCUUGCACGUCUGGAAGAAUACGAGUUUAAUAAUGGUCCGUUGUCGGUACUUCAAAGUGCGGUACAGGACCACUCACCGGUACUCAUUUCGUGCCGCAACAACAAAAAACUACUUGCACGCGUUAAGGCCUUUGAUCGACAUUCCAACAUGGUUUUGGAGAAUGUUAAAGAGAUGUGGACAGAAACUGUGAAAGGCCCUAGCGGCGGGAAACCAAAAACUGUGAACCGGGACCGGUUCAUUAGCAAAAUGUUUCUGCGUGGUGAUUCCGUCAUUCUGGUCCUGAAAAGUACUUAA